Molecule: messenger RNA, 2498 nt
Organism: Lemur catta (Ring-tailed lemur)
Lineage: Eukaryota; Metazoa; Chordata; Mammalia; Primates; Lemuridae
Product: zinc finger protein OZF-like
Exons: 3
Coding region: 1008-2375 (455 amino acids)
Biological process (GO): regulation of transcription by RNA polymerase II
Cellular component (GO): PcG protein complex; transcription regulator complex; nucleus
Molecular function (GO): RNA polymerase II cis-regulatory region sequence-specific DNA binding; DNA-binding transcription activator activity, RNA polymerase II-specific
Source: RefSeq, a predicted model, not a curated record
UCAGCGCCUGUCCGCGGGAGGGUGGCUGUGCUAAAGCUUUUCCGCAGUAAAGACAGCGACUCGGAAUCCCGACUGUUACAACUCCAGAAAAUCAGUAACUUUCGCAACUGCAAAAUGAGAAUGUCAUUAUUAGUGCUCAGAGGCAGUAAAUAAGACAUCUUUGGAACCAGUCUGCUAGGAUUGAACUCCAUCCUGCUCUUUACCAGCGUGGAAACGGUCCCUGUUUUAAGGGAAUGAGAAAACUGUAGAAUUAUUAAUAGUACCUGUAUGGGAAGGUAAGACAAAUAAGGAAUUGUCAUUCAGGAGGAUACAGCAGAGAACGAAACAAACUUCCCUGCCCUCUUAGUGGAUAGAACUUCUCGCAGAAAACACCAAAUGGCGGACAACGGCGGUGCAGCGGGAGGCCCGGAGGCCCCGGGGGCUUCCGUGGAGGCUUCGGCAGCCGCAUUUGCGGCUGGGGUCACGGCUGUGGUCGGGGCCAGGGCCGAGGCCGCGGAGCUCGCGGAGGCAAGGCCGAGGACAAGCCCUGGAUGCCCGUCACCAAGCUGGGCCGCCUGGUUAAGGACAUGAAGAUCAAAUCCCUGGAGGAGAUCUAUCUCUUCUCCUUGCCCAUCAAGGAGUCUGAGAUCAUUGACUUUUUCCUGGGGGCAUCUCUCAAAGAUGAGGUUUUGAAGAUUAUGCUGGUGAAAAGGCAGACCGGGCUAGCCAGCGGACCAGGUUCAAGGCGUUUGUUUCCAUCGGGGACUACAAUGGCCAAGUUGGUCUGGGUAUUAAGUGCUCCAAGAAAGUAGCCACUGCCAUCCGAGAGGCCAUCAUCCUGGCCAAGCUCUCCAUUGUUCCCGUGCGGAGAAGCUACUGGGGGAACAAGAUCGGAAAGCCCUACGCUGUUCCUUGCAAGGUGACAGGCCGCUGCAGCUGUGUGGUGGUGCGUCUCAUCCCUUCCCCUAGAGGAACUGGCAUCGUCUCAGCCCCUGUGGCCAAGAAGCUGCUGCUGAUGGCUGGCACCGAUGACUGCUACAUCUCAGCAAGGGGCUGAGAACCCGUGGUUAUCUCAACUUCUAGGAGUGUUAAGUAGGACCUUCACUGAAGGCACCCUCGGCAUUUCCAUUUCUAAGUCUGUGAUUUCACUGUUGGAACAUAGGAAGCUGCCCUGGAUGAUAGGAAAAGGAGAAAUAAGAGACCCAUUGCCAGAUGAGUCAAGUCCAGAGAUUAAGGAGUUAUCUGCAAAGAGGACUAUUAAUGAAGUAUUAUCUCAGUUUGACACAGUGAUAAAAUGUACAAGAAACAUAUGUAAGGAAUGUGGAAAUGUUUACUGCCACGAUACCCAACUUACUCUCCAUCAGAGAAAUCAUAUAAGAAAGAAAUGCAAUCAGUGUUUUCAUUGUGGGAAAUACUUCAGUCGUCGAUCAACUCUCAUUCAGCAUCAAAGAAUCCACACAGGAGAGAGACCCUAUAAAUGUAAGGAAUGUAGUAAAACCUUCGAUCAGAGAGCACACCUGACCCAGCAUGAGAGAAUUCACACGGGUGAGAAGCCCUAUAAAUGUAAAGAAUGUAGGAAAACGUUCAGCCAGAUGACUCAUCUCACUCAGCAUCAGAGUACACACACAAGAGAAAAGUUCCAUGAAUGCAAUCAGUGUGGAAAGGCCUUCAGCCGGUCCUCAGCCCUUAUGGAUCACCGGAGAAUUCACAGUGGAGAAAAACACUUUGAAUGUAAGGAAUAUGGCAGAGCCUUCACUCAAAGUGCACAGCUCAUUAGACAUCAGAAAACUCAUUCUGGAGAAAAACUGUAUGAGUGCAGUAAGUGUAAGAAAUCCUUCAUACGCCUCUCUUCCCUGAUUGAACAUCGGAGAGUUCACACUGGAGAGAAACCGUAUCAGUGUAGGGACUGCAAAAGGACCUUUAGUUGUGUCAUGCAGCUCACUCUACACAGGAGAAUUCACACUGGUGAGAAACCCUAUGAAUGUAAAGAAUGUGGAAAGGCCUUCAGCACCCACUCUUCCCUUGUUACUCAUAAGAGAACACACACUGGAGAGAAACCCUAUAAAUGCAAGGAAUGUGGAAAAGCCUUCGGUGCCCACUCUUCCCUUGUUACUCAUAAGAGAACACACAGUGGAGAGAAACCCUAUAAAUGCAAGGAAUGUGGAAAAGCCUUCAAUGCCCACUCUUCCCUUAUUACUCAUAAGAGAACACAUAGUGGAGAGAAACCCUAUAAAUUCCUUGCCUGUGGGAAGGCCUUUAAUACCUCCUCAACAUGUUGUCAACAUAAUAGAAUUCAUACAGGGGAAAAGCCCUUUGAGUGCAGUCAGUGUGGGAAGUCCUUCAGAUGCAGCUCUCCCCUUACUCGACAUUAUAGAAUGUGUAAUGGAAAAUGCUAGCAAAUAGUCAAACCUCAACUUUUAAUUCUACUUGUUCCACAUCAUUGCCAGUACUUUUUACUCUUAGUCUUUUUAAAUAAAAGCAAUUAUAGUUUGUGUGGAAUGACACCUUCAUGGCAGCUU